Penicillium vulpinum is the source of this 1512-nucleotide messenger RNA. RefSeq names its product arylsulfotransferase family protein. The transcript is spliced from 3 exons. The record is from RefSeq and is a predicted model, not a curated record. NCBI's taxonomy places the organism in Eukaryota, Fungi, Ascomycota, Eurotiomycetes, Eurotiales, Aspergillaceae. Gene Ontology annotation, molecular function: calcium ion binding. The coding region runs from base 1 to 1512 and encodes 503 amino acids.
AUGUCUUUCCUAAAACAAACUCUCCUAGCAGCCCUAGCAACAGGAUCCUUACCCCAAUCAAGCGCCAACAGCUACUACCGCUCACGACCCGACCUCAUACCGCCUCAGUUAAACAUCACCACCCCCGCCGCAGACGCCAAUGGGUCCGAAUACAUCUUCAUUACCCCUUACUCUAUGGGGGGGACACUCGAGAGGCCUGGUCCUUAUAUCUACCGCAAAGACGGUGACCUAGUGUGGGCCGGCACAGGAUACUAUGCCGGGUUCGUGGCUAAUUUCCAUCCUACCACAUACAAGGGAAAACAGGUUCUCCAGGCAUUUCAAGGGAAUAUGGAUAUGUCCCACGGUGAAGGGUUCGGUCAGCAUGUUUUGCUGGAUCAGAGUUAUCAACACGUUGUUACCUCGACCGCCGGGAAGCAUCGUGUUUCGUCGCUUCAUGAGUUCAAUGUUAUUCGGGGAGAGACAGCUUUAAUUGAGGUCUUUUAUACCACUCCGGCAAAUUUAUCGGCUUACGGUGGGAAUUCGUCGCAGCAGUGGUUGGGGAAUGGGAUUUUUCAAGAAAAUAAUAUUGCCACUGGAGAAUUGAUCUUUGAGUGGAAUGCUUUGGAACAUGUUGACCCAUCUGAAAGCCUGGUGACAUUAGGUUCUACAAAUGAUAAUAGCGGCUUGUCCCCCGCUAACGCAUGGGAUUACUUCCACAUCAACAGCCUUGACAAAGAUGAAGAAGGCCACUACCUACUCUCAUCCCGACACACGAGCACGAUAUUCAAGAUCAACGGCACAGAUGGCUCAAUCAUCUGGCGGCUUGGUGGCAAGUACCCUAGCUUUUCGCAAAUCGGCAACUGGACCUUCGGAUUCCAACACCAUGCCCGCUGGCAACCACAACUAAGCGAGCCCGGGACUGAGGUAAUCUCGUUCUUCGACAACUCUGGCGACGGUACUAUCACAUUCAAUGAGGUAUCCCGCGCAUUGGUCGUCCAGAUCAACCAUACAGAUAGCACGGCGACAGUGCUCCGCAAGACAACCGCACCUUAUCAUUUGCAGGCAGAAUCCCAAGGAAAUGCGCAGCUGCUUUCUGGAGACCGAAUCUUUGUUAACUGGGGAUCGGAGGGUGCUGUUACAGAAUUUGGUGUUGACAAUGAGAUUCUGUACCACGCUUUUAUCCAGACUGGGUCGGUCAGCUACCGUGGUUUCUUGGGGAACUGGACUGCUAAGCCCAAGGAAAGUCCGGCGCUAGUUGCGCUAAAAACAUGUUCUAAUAUUGUCGAGCUGUAUGUGUCUUGGAAUGGAGAUACCGAGACUUCAGCUUGGAGAUUCUUUUAUGUCGACGGGAAGAAGAAGACGCGAGUUGGCCAAGUGGAUAGGAAUUCCUUUGAGACGGCUUUGAUUUGGAAGUCGACUUUUGAGCUGUCUCCUUCUGCUAGAUUUAUUGCCCAGGCUGUUGGAGCGAAUGGGAAGUCUCUUGCGCAAACGAGUUUGACUGCUAUCACUGCCAACGUGAAGUUGCUGGCGUGA